This is a messenger RNA of Porites lobata, 10298 nucleotides long. NCBI's taxonomy places the organism in Eukaryota, Metazoa, Cnidaria, Anthozoa, Scleractinia, Poritidae. The record is from the annotation of a GenBank genome assembly.
GUUUUACUAUUAAAACACUAUUGGUGGAGAGCUGAGUUCCUUAUGUACAUAGGAGUGAAUAUUCCUUGCAAAUGACGUUCGAAGGGAUUACACUGAUUGGAUUCAUUACUAGCUUGACAAGUGAUGACAGGAAACAGUAACGUGGCACAGCUGUACUCGAAGGAUCGAUGAUUCGAGAUGAUAAUAAUGGAGUUUAUCAUUCUUUAUACUUCUAUGCUGUUCUGCUUCGUCAAUACUCACCAAUAUGUAAAUCACAACCUCCAAAAUGAGCAAUGUUAUCAGCGACAAGACGAACGGAUUUUGUCGAGACGCCAUCUCGGGACCGGAAAGGGGAACCCUUCUUAUUCAUCAAACUUGAAGCUUGCAGCGUUCAACGUACAGACGUUCGGAAGACGAAAAAUGAAUUCUCCUGGUGUACCUACAAUUCUUGUUAAGGUAGGUUGCGAUAUAAGCUGAAAUAGCCAUAACCAAGAUUUCUUAAGCCUGCAGUCGAAUUUCUAAUUUUCAAACGAGUACUAGAACUCCCUUGAAGAUCUAAUUCCCACAACGUGACGAUACUUAAUAUAGUUCCGCCUAAUUUCGACUCACUGAAGCAGAAUGCUCGCUGCUUCUUCGCCGAGUUUUAACGACAUUCAUUAUAAUACAUAGGCGUUGGCGUUGACCAAGCAUGAGUUUGAAAGAUAUGCGUCAUUGACCAAGCGUGCGUCAAGAUCUAAUGUAAUAUUAAGCCUUUUCAAGGCGUUCAGAUAGGAUGAGAGCGUGGGUAAAAAAUAGACCGAGGGGAGAAAAGAGGGGGAGAGUGGGGUGUGGCCAAGGGAACUUGUUCCCUGUCCUUCCUUCCCCCUCUUCCUUUUUUAUCCCUUCGCUCUCCAUUAUUGCGUCACACUUCACUACCUGACCUAGCUGGAUCGUUUUUCGUCUCGGCCCAUAAGAGCGCCCAAAAUCCAGCCGUCUUGACCAAACAGGCUUGGCCAAUGAAGCUUUGAACUUUCUCUUGCGGGACCAAAGCGGGACAUCCCGAGCGGGCAAGUUAGGCCCAUCUUACCCGCUCGGGUAGCCAAUCACAAAACACAGGAUUCGUUUCAUCUUGCCCGCUCGCAGAUUCAGCCAUAUCACAUGCCAAAUAAUCACCAAGUUCUUUUUCUCUUUGCAUUUUGGGGUUUACGGAGGUACAGACUAACAAGCUAGACUUUCAAUUUCAAUUUCUUUACUCAAGAGCCAUGGCUCUUGCUUUACUGUACUAUAAGAAAUUUGGUUUACCAUUGUAUAAGAACCUGCUCCUGGUAAGAACUUGUGAUGUCUGUUUUCAUUUGGUAGCUAUUAGUCUCCUAGGUUGUAUACUUUUGUGUUUCCUUAUUUUUUGGAGAGCAUUACUGGUUCUUACACUGAGGGUGAAAAAUUUAAUAUAGUAAUACAAAUUUUUAUUCUUACUUAUUCAAAAUGUUUCUCCGUCUCUGAUUGGCUUAAAUCCCCUGGUUGAUUUUUCAUAACCAGCUGGCUUUUACCAGUUAAUAUGAAAGACAUUUGUGAAUAAUCAGUAAAAUGAUGUCAGUGGUAUUGGGACAGGACAGUAACCGAAAAGCCCUAAGGACAAGCUUGCAUUAGCUCAGCUGUUUUGUAAAACUUCACACAUUAUGCAAAGUUCUGCCCAAAGGAAUAGCAAGAACAGGAAAAAAUGCAACCAGGAGCCGAUUCAGCACAAUGGAUAACAACUACUAACUGAAAAAUUUUUGCUAGACUCACUCAACUUUCCAUUGCCAUCCAACAUACCGGUAAUUCUUUCUUACACCAACACAUCCCGCGUAAAUACCGUCGGGCGUCUUCUUAUUCUUUCAUGUUACGCUUACGCUAAAUAGAUAUAUCCUUCAUGUAAUAGUAAUAUAUUGUUUAUCUCUCUGUAUACUCCUGUGUACCCUGUAUACCCACGUAUAGUAUACCAUGUAUACCCAUGUAUACCAUGCAUAUCCUGUAUACCAUGCAUAUCCUGUAUACCAUGUAUACCCUGUAUACCGAUGUAUGCCCUGUAUACCCUGUAUUCCUAUGUAUACUCUGUAUACCCUGUAUUCCCAUGUAUACCCUGUAUACCGAUGUAUACCCUGUUUACCCAUGUACACCCUGUAUACCAAACCACCCAGAUACCCUUAGGCAACUAAGCCUUCAAUUCAGUUGCCUCGUCCCCAGUCGCUCACGAUCACGUUUUGCGUGCAAAGGAAGUCGGGGAAAGAAUAAAACACGGGCGAGGCGCCGGCAAGGCGCGAGAAGUGGGGCGCUUUCCAUUCAACAAAAAUUCCGCUUUGAAUUUUGGAAAAUCCACGUGCCCAAUGAAACGGUACAUUCUGGUUGCACAGACCCGACCCAAGCCACCACGUAUUUGGUUAUCAUUUGGUUAUCGUUUUUGUAAGCAGGAUACAAAAGAGCUGUGCUGAGGACAACAAUUUUGUCGAAUUAUGGAAAGGGACAUUUCGGUCCGUUCUAACGAAAUGACCAGAUCGGUCAAAGUAGACCACCUUCAAAGCUGGUUCCGAAUAUUCCGGUCGGACCAAACCGUGAUGGUCCGUACCAUUUGAUGUACCUACCGAAAUUUCAGCUUUGAGGAAUAUUUGAGUUAAUAAUUAAGUAGCCUGUUCCAGGCUCUCACAUAGUAGGGAUGACGCAUAAGUGAAACGCACGCGAAAUAUGAGCGGGUGAUCAGUUUCCUCACGUUUUAUUUUGGCAAACCGGUCGAUUCGUGGUGUUGGUAAAUGGUUCGCAAAGUUCAGGACUGGCAAAUUUCGUCCUGGAAUCGCGUUUACCAUUUGUACAAAUCAGUUCCACGUACCCGAAAACGGCUGGCAAGGCCUGAAACUGGUAUCAAAGAUGGCUUUGAAGAAAUGGAACACAAAUUUCCUUUUGGAAUAUUCCAUCCGCAAAAACAGGACUACUUUUUUAGAUGUUCCGUUGCUCUCGGAAAUUGUCCGCUGGAAAGACCCAAAAAGUCGUGUUCCAUUUACUUUCCAACCAGAUUUCCCGGAAAUUUUUGUAAACAACCAAUUUCACGGACCCGACUAUCUCGAAGUCUGGAAGAGGCUUAUUAUCAAGGAAAGCGCGAGAACUGAGUGAUGGCUCCCCACUCGCGCUUCGCUUGGCUCCAGUACGCGGUUCCCCACUAAGCCUAGCUUGGGAAAGCCCGCGAUGGCGGAUCCAGGGGAGGGACCCGGGGGGCCGCACCCCCCUUAUUUCUAGACCAAACUGAGGCCCGAAAGGUCGAAAAUAAUUUUUUGGAGACCGCCCCCACCCCCCCGCCCCUUAUCACGGAAAGUUCCAUAAUGCUUACAGCUUAUUGAUGCCUGGUCACAAAUUCCAGCACUCAACGGACCCUCAAUGUAUUUUCUAGCAUUUUUCCUAAAUUUGCAAUUUUUAGCUUCAGUGACAGUGGCCGGAUUUUCAUUAUUUUCUAAUUAGUCCCCGAUGGAGGUUUAAUUGCAAAUCAAAACAUUUGUUUGAAUAUAUGGGCUCUUGAUAUAUGCUUGUUUCCUUUUUGCAAGACAGAAUGUUUCAUCCGAUAUCCAGACUACAUUUCUUUCCGUUUUAAAUUUUGCAGAUUAUUCUUCGAUAUGACGUCAUUCUCAUUCAGGAAAUUCGUGAUUCCUCAGGAAAAGCAAUUGUGGACUUACUGUCUUUAGUAAACAAGUGAGUGUCGGUGUAUACUAAUGAAUGUAGCCCUCGUUCGCUGGAAAAAUAAGUAGAGUAUCUCUAAGUAGAGGGUGGAAAGUAGAGAGAUACUGGAAAGGGGAGAAAGAUUAGACUGUAAAGUGGAGAUAGAGAAAUUGGACAGAAAGAUUGGUUCUUCACUUAUGGUCGCGCGCUAAUUGAGUUGAGCCGUACACCUGCCUCGAAUGUCGGCUAGCUCCAGCCUCGUUCCCAAUCGUCCUCGGUGAUCUCGGAUGUGAGGUAGCCGGUCAAGCUUGUCGGACGCGCUUGGUUCCAAACCUCCUCUGCAUACUCGGAUAGCGCGAACUGGGCUGGGACUAGUGCAAUUUAGUGCCAGUCCAUUAUCAGAAAUACCAAAAUUUAGGCGAGGAACGGAAACAAAGUUGGUCUUUUUUCCAUAUAUACAAGGGUCAGAGGGACUAAUUCUAGACCUCUCUCCUCCCUUGUUGUUAAUUUACUUUCUCCCGCACCGCUCUCUCCUCCGCAGAGGUUCCCGCUGGGUAUCCCAUAAAAAUAGCAGUAAUGAAAAAACAGGAGGCGCGCGGGGGACGAUGGGAAGAGGGAAAUAACAGGACCCUCUGUUUUCUCUUCCCCCUUACCAUCGUGCCCUGCGCGUUUUUUUUUUUCUUUCUGCCGGCCUCCCUACGACGAAAAGAGGCCUCUACGAAGGAGAGAGCCCGCACCGUCUUUCUCAUCGUGGCUUUUAUUCUAGUUGUGUUUAAGUGGCCUCGGUAGCUGUAGUCGGCCCAGGUCUUCAGAAAACCAUGAAGUUAAGUUUAACCCUGGGUGAAGACAAAUUUUAAGCAGUAUUCUUGACUGUAAAAUGGAGCUGGAGCUUAUAAAGUACUGUCGAGGGUUUACUUCAAAAUCCGGUUAUUUUGGCAGAAAAUGACACUCAUAACAAUGUAUUGAAAAGCAAGUACACUCGUGGAUUAAAUAGAUAAAUAAAUAAAUAAAAUAAUGAUUUGGAGGCAUCACAUCCACAAAGUGAUUCUUCGUCUACCUGAUUCCUGGUCGAAUUUGAAUUAGAAUUAGAAUUUGGUUGAUUGAAUUGGAUUAAAAUUUUUAUCCUGGAUAAUUAGCGCUAGUCGGCCCUUAGAAACUGAGCCCUGACCUCUAUCAGACUCUAUUCUACUCAAUCGUAAUGCUGUUUCAGGUUUUUUACGAGAUUAUUUUGUUUGAUUGCUGUUGUUUUUUUUAUUCAUAUUACAGAGCAUCAUCAAGAGGGCAAUAUGACCUGGAAAUAAGCCCUCGGUUAGGAAGAACCUUCAGCAAAGAGCAAUACGCGUUUUUGUACAGGUGAUAAGUGGAUAGUUUCUCUUGUUUUGUGUGCCAAAAAACUCUCAGCAAGCUCUCAGCCCGCAAUCAGAGGGUAUUAGGAUUUCCAGCGAAUAAAUAGUACUGGUGAUGACGAUGUGUCAAUUUACAGGAACAGUGAAGCCGCACGUUUUACGAGAAAACAAAGACUGUUUAAUAGUAAGGCAAGACUAUCUUCAGCCUCCCCACUUCCAGUCUUUAGCUAUAGGCAGUCCCCCCGCCCGCCCCAUCGACCCCUCUCCAUGAGUAAAUCAGGUUACGCCGUUUUCUGUUAUUGGACUGAGUAUUUCAACUUCAUUUUCGGUUUCUGAGCCAUUCAGUACUUCUCCUCAAUUAUAAGUAUAUACCACGCGGAACAACAUUGUCAAAAGAACUUGUAGCUGUAAGGGAAGAUGCUCAAUUUUAUAUAGGUAGUAUACUGGCGAACAUAAGCAGGCUAUUUUAAAGGUUUUACGUUUUCAGUGGUUUUACGUUUUUCGCCCAUAGGAGAGACGUUUUAUCUGUGAAAAAAUCUUACGUUUACGAUGAUGGCCAGGAGAGUGAGAAGAACGACACGUUUGAAAGGGAACCAUUCAUUGUGCACUUCAAGCCGACAACGACAAGUAAGUAAUGGUCUCAUUUUAUCAAUGGUCCAAUGAGUUAACUCUUGGAUAAGCAUACGUGAACGUUUUCCUGUAUAUCGUGAGUCACAGAAUGAAGCGGGAAAUAGUAUUGGUAGUCUUCAUGAAGAGCUAUGUUUACUGACAGGAUUAUCGAGGUAGACACCUAACAUGUUUGGCACCUUGUCUUUCGGAAAAAAUGUUGUAGAUGACCCCUCUGUAGGUAUGACCCGGCCAGAAACCAGAAAAGUUGAAAGAAAGAAAUUGGUCACGGAGUACCUGCAAGCUGAGUUUUAUGUUAGGCUAGGUACAAAACGAAAAGAAGGAAGUAAUUAGGCCUUUCCAGAUUCUGCUCCGAAAAAGUCAAAAGUUGCUUAAAAUUGAAAAAAGUUGCUCAAAAAUUUUGUGAAGUCGCUCGAAUAUUUUUAAGACAGCAUGUUUAAUUUAAUUUUUUUUAUUUUUAAUUUUUAAUGAUGUACUAGUGAGCAGCACACUUACACUUCCAGUGAACAUUUUCACUUGGAAGAAGGAGAAACCAUGCACGCCCGGGGCAACCAAAUUUUUUUUUUAAAUAAAAAGUUUUACUAGAAAGAUGUUUAGAAUUUUAACCAAAAGAAUUUUAACUUGUUUAUUUUUUAAAAAAGGGGUUAUUCAGCAUUUUGGUUCAAAAUAGCCCAAAAGUUACCAAAAAAGUGCUAGUUUUCCGAAAAGUUGCUACUGAGUUGCUCUCUGACAAAAAAGUUGCUCAAAAUCCUAAAAGUUGCUAAAAGUUGCCGAGUAGAAUCUGGAAAGGCCUAUCCCCAUAAACGUAACAACUUUCUUUAUUUUACCAUGACAUGUUGCCAUGUUUCGACGGUACAUCCGUCAUCUUCAGUGUUACAAAUUUUGAAAUCGCCGUUGAAUUUAAAUCGCGCGCGAUGUUACAAAGUUCGUUACAUUGCGUUGGCAAUAUUGCGUACUGAAAAGUUUAAAAUAAGUGACGCUUAGCUACUUACAGGGAGAGAGUCAGGUUUAUGUGUUUCACCUGCUGGUUGAGGUCGGGUUUCCCCCAUUUUAUGAACGUAGAUUCCUUGAGCUUCACCUGGCCUUAGUAACUUUACAUAUGUUGUUCAGAACUAAACUCGCGGAAUUUCAUUGCAUUCCAGAUGUUACGGAUUUUGUCCUUGUUGCCAUACACACUUCUCCAUCUAAAGCCCCUCAGGAAAUCAACGAGCUCGCGAAUGUAUAUGACGACGUCAUCAAGAGGCUCAGAAUAACAGAUGUCAUCAUUCUUGGGGACUUAAACGCGGCCUGUAGCUACAUGAGUGACAACGACUGGCGGACAAAUCGUUUGGCUAAUGACAAACGAUUUCAUUGGCUCAUUUCUGACUGUGUUGAUACUAGUCUGGCAGGAGGACAUUGUGCUUAUGAUCGGUGGGUUAAAUAGGUCAUUUCUGAAUUCCAAAAACCCUCACUUUCAAAACGAGGCUAAUUGUAGACCUUUCUUGUAAAAUGAGUUUUGUCUCAUGAGAAGUGCGCUGCGCUUCUGUGCUGGAGUUACAUAGUGUUGACCUCAGUCCUUUUUUCGACUUCUUUUCUUUUCGUGUACCUUUAAAUAGCUUUAAAUACCUGUAAAACGGAGCACUGAUGGAGAGAGAAAGGGGAUAAAAUGAGAGCAUCUUGGGCCUCAGGUUUGUCAGUCAGGCCCCGGCUUUUCAAACGUUGGAUAGCGCUAUCCACUGGAUAACUUUCGAAUAAAACCUCUUUCACCGAGAUUUCGCUCGUUGUCAUUUGCUUUUCAGAAUUAACAUAACAAAAGAAAUCCUCCAUCCUGAAUUUUGAUCUAAGGAAUACUGGACAGUAAUCAAAGUUUACUGUGUUAGUUCCUAUGUGGCUUACAUUUCAGAUUCGUUGCUGCCGGAGAUGCCAUCGUGGAAUCCAUAGUUGAAUCGAGUGCGGGAAGUUUUGAAUAUGAUCAAGUUUUGGGCGUCAAGGAAACUAUGGUGUCGUAUAUUUAUUGUUUGUUACUUUCUCUUUUCCAUUUUUUGCAUGCAGUCAUCCUAUUUUAAUUAUUGCAUAGAAAAGACUGCAUACAUCUCUGUUAAAGCCCUACCGGUUAUAAGCCCAUCCAAGUUGUGAACAGGAAUUUUAUUUCGGUUGCAAGUACGUCCUCCACAGUUUUAGGUCCCAUCUAUAUGUAUCUCUAUAUGAACCACAACAUAUAUAUCUUGUUCUGUACUUGAAGUUAAAACUUUCUUGGGAGUGUCAUAUUAACGAAAUCUCUAAGAAGAUUGCUUCUGGCAUAAGUGCGAUUAAGCGUAUUAGGUAUUUUCUCCCUUUUGAGAUUCUACUUAACGUAUACAAUUCACUGGUACAGCCACACUUUGAUUACUGUAAUGUAGUGUGGGGAAACUGUUCUAAGAACCUAUCUUCUAAAUUGCAGAAAUUGCAGAAUCGCGCCGCCCGCGUUCUGACUUUCUCUAAUCAUGACUGCAGUACUAGUGAAUUAUUUCAAAAAUUAAAGUGGUCGAAACUUGUCCAUCAGCGCGCAGUUAGUAAAGCAAUAAUGAUGCAUAGCAUUGUAAAUAACACUGCUCCAGAAUAUCUGACUUCGCGUUUUGUUCGUCGCUGCGAUUUAACCAGUUAUAAUCUUAGAGAAAAUGAAUACAAGCUCGCUGUUCCAAAACCCCGUACUGAAUUUUAUAAAAGAAGUCUUUCUUACAGCGGAAGUGUGUUAUGGAACGGCUUGCCUCUGGAGGUGCGGCAAUUGACAUCCCCUAAUAUAUUUAAGGGAAAAUUAAGAGACGUAAAUUUCGAUUGACAAAUAAUUUAAUUAGCGAUUUUCUGUUUUUAUACACGGCCUCCUUGAAAAGCAGGUGUUUUCUUUUCAUCUUUAUUAUUUUAGUUUUUAUCUUAGAUUUUAGAUUAGUUAGGAAGUUAGUUUUUCUAUUCUUCAAUGUAAUGUAUACCUGAAGGAAAUACCGUGUUUAAAUAAAGUUACCUUACCUUACCUUACCUUACUGUGGAGCCUUGAACUUUUUUCUUUGACUGAAAUUAAGUACUUGUCGUUAUGAGCUUGUUUGAGACAUAUAAGCUUAUACGCUUCCCAGGAAAUAACACCAUCCGGCAAACCCUUUACGAAAUUUUAUCAGCCUCGGUAUUAUAACCUGGAUUUUACGGUUAUUUAGUUACCAAUACAAUUCAUUCUACGCAGGCAUCCAAGGUUAGUGAUCACUAUCCAAUUGAAAUGCAACUUCUUUCGAAGAGUAAGUAUGGAUCAGCUUUUCUUUUACUCAGUUCAAGAACGGCCAAUCAAAAUGAAAAUCUGUAAAAAUUACAGAGGAUAAAAACCACUUUUAGAAAACUGUGCAGUAAAGUUCACGCAAUUUACAACGAUAGGGCCUGUUUACGCAUCUCAUUGCAAUCACAAGCUUUUCUCCCUUUUUUUGGAUUUCGUCCUAGUAAAAAAUGGAGCGCUGAAGCUUGCUUCGAAUGCAUAAACCCUUCCACAUGUAAUGCAAAUUGAUGACGACGAUGGUUGUAAUAGCUGAUCGUGGGCGACUCGAUGGUUGGGCAGCGGAUCUUAAUUAUGAUGGAUCAGGGGCACCCAACGGCAAUUUUCGGGAAAAUAUCUGUUGGAAGACGAUUUGAGAACUAGAAUUUUCGGAACAUUUGUUGUAAAAUUUCUUGCUUGCCUGCCUCUCCUAGGAUUUUCGAACAUCUUCAAAAUGGUAUAAUUACCCAUUUUAAACGGAUAUUUACCCUAAAAAAGGCCACCUAGAAUUUUCGGGAGCCUUUUCCUGGCUGAAAUUUUCGAAAAGGUAAGUUUUCAUCCCUAUAAUUUUCGGAUCACUAGACUUUCAGCUAGGAAAUCCGAACAGAUGAAAAGUUUUUAGGGGAUAAAAAGAUGCCUAUAUCUACCGUUUAAAUACUAAAAUACGUUCAACAAUGCUAUGUUAAGUGGUUUUGAACUAUAUCCUCGUUGGGUGCCCCUGAUGGAUUGAUGACGUUGCAGUGCAUACAAGUAAUAUAAAUCAAGUACAUUCCGUUCGUAUGAACGUAUUGCUAGAUCAACUACUUACUUGAAGAACUGCUACGCGGAGUUAUUAAUCGAAUACUUCAAAUGAUUGAACUGCCCCUUUUAAAACCUGGCUUCAGCGGACAAUUCUUAAUGAAGUUAAUAAUCAAAGUUAAAAUGUCUAAUAAAAGAUAUGAGAUGUUCAUUUUUUUUCUUCUCUGCAAUCGCAUUUUAUUUAAGGAUCAAGAUACAAAACAUCUCAUCGCCAUUUUUCUGUUUUCUCUUUGCUAGGCAUGGCAUCAACUUUGAAGAACAUAAACAAGGCGGUUGAAUACACGUUUAAGAUGAAAAAUCCUCCCAGCUUGAACAAAAAGACCGUUUUUGGAAUGAGGAAGACCUUGAAACAACGAAAAUUUGCGGUGAAAACGACCUACUCCAGUACAAGGUCUAUCAGCGGCGUGACAUUCAGCAAAACCUUUAAUAACAAAACAGAAGCUUUAAACCUUCUCUAUGAAAUUAAAGAUAAAACUCAACCUGUAAACAUGGUUUCUUUUGACCAGAUUCAAAUGGCGGAAUUUCAGAUUAAAGGGCCGUGGGGCGAGGAUCGAAAACUGUCAGCUAACAGUUUUGGAGUGGUUAAACUUGUUUGCGAAAUUCUACCCUCGGUCAGCUGCUGGGUUGCUUUAACAAUGUAA